GGCCGGAGGGGCCCGGGAGGCGGCGGCUGCUGAGCCGGAGCCGGAGCUGGGCGAGGGCGGCUGCGGUCCUGUCGGCGGUGUCGGCAGCGGUGGGAGAAGAUGGUGGCGCUGGAGGUAGGAGCGGCUGGAGCGGAGCUUUAUUCCCAGGUUUGGCACCGUCGCUGUCAUUAGCGCCGCCUGCUUCCGCGGGCCCGCGGACCCAGCUGUCAGGCAAGGCCAGCGCAGCAAAAUGAGAGCGCAGUAAGCCGGCCCCGCCUCAUUCCCGGCCUUCUCCCACGCCCACCAUGAACCACUCGGAGGGCUCCGCGGAGGUGGAGGUGCCCGACGAGGCGGCCGGCGGGGAGGUGAACGAGUCGGUGGAGGCCGACCUGGAGCACCCCGAGGUGGAGGAGGAGCAGCAGGCCCCGCGGCCGCAGCGCUACCCCGGCCGGCAGCCGUGCGGGCGCGCCGUCGAGGACCUGCAGGGCGCGCAGGUCGGGCCGCAGGAGGACGAGGAGCGCGGCGAGAGCCUGGCGCGCUCGGCCAGCACGGAGAGCGGCUUCCACAACCACAGCGACACCGCCGAGGGCGACGUGAUCGCCGCGGCCCGCGACGGCUACGAUGCGGAGCGUGCGCAGGACGCGGAGGACGAGAGCGCGUACGCGGUGCAGUACCGGCCGGAAGCCGAGGAGUACACGGAGCAGGCCGAGGCCGAGCACGCCGAGGCCUCGCACCGCCGCGCGCUGCCCAACCACCUGCACUUCCACUCGCUGGAGCACGAGGAGGCCAUGAACGCGGCCUACUCAGGCUACGUCUACACGCACCGGCUCUUCCACCGCGGCGAGGACGAGCCCUACGCCGAGCCCUACGCCGACUACGGCGGGCUGCAGGAGCACGUGUACGAGGAGAUCGGGGACGCGCCCGAGCUGGACGCGCGCGACGGCCUGAGGCUCUACGAGCAGGAGUGCGACGAGGCUGCCGCCUACCGCCAGGAGGCCCUAGGCGCGCGGCUGCACCACUACGACGAGCGCUCGGACGGCGAGUCCGACAGCCCCGAGAAGGAGGCCGAGUUCGCGCCCUACCCGCGCAUGGACAGCUAUGAGCAGGAGGAGGACAUCGAUCAGAUCGUGGCCGAGGUCAAGCAGAGCAUGAGCUCGCAGAGCCUGGACAAGGCGGCAGAGGACAUGCCCGAGGCCGAGCAGGACCUGGAGCGUGCCCCCACCCCAGGCGGGGGUCGCCCCGAGAGUCCGGGGCUGCAGGCACCGGUGGGGCAGCCACGAGCAGCCGGCCCCACGGGCGGUGAAGGAGGACAGCGGUACAGUAAGGAGAAGAGGGAUGCCAUCUCGCUGGCCAUCAAGGACAUCAAGGAGGCCAUCGAAGAGGUGAAAACCAGGACCAUCCGUUCGCCUUAUACCCCUGACGAGCCCAAAGAACCCAUCUGGGUCAUGCGCCAAGACAUUAGCCCCACCAGGGACUGUGACGACCAGAGGCCAGUGGAUGGAGAUUCUCCGUCUCCUGGCAGUUCAUCACCUCUGGGUGCAGAGUCAUCAAGUACACCCCUUCAUCCCAGUGACCCCGCGGACGCCUCCACCAACAAAGAGUCAAGAAAAAGCUUGGCUUCAUUCCCAACCUAUGUCGAAGUUCCUGGACCUUGUGACCCUGAAGACUUGAUCGAUGGAAUCAUUUUUGCCGCCAAUUACCUUGGCUCCACCCAGCUGCUCUCAGAUAAAACUCCUUCCAAAAACGUGCGCAUGAUGCAGGCCCAGGAAGCAGUGAGCAGGAUCAAGAUGGCCCAGAAAUUAGCCAAAAGCAGAAAGAAGGCUCCUGAAGGGGAAUCUCAACCCAUGACUGAAGUGGAUCUCUUCAUCUCAACCCAGAGAAUCAAAGUGUUGAACGCUGACACGCAGGAGACGAUGAUGGACCACCCUCUGCGGACCAUUUCCUACAUCGCAGACAUCGGGAACAUCGUCGUGUUGAUGGCACGCAGGCGGAUGCCCCGCUCCAACUCCCAAGAGAACAUGGAGGCGUCCCACCCAUCGCAGGAUGGGAAGAGGCAGUACAAGAUGAUCUGCCAUGUCUUCGAGUCUGAGGAUGCCCAGCUGAUUGCACAGUCCAUAGGGCAAGCGUUCAGCGUUGCAUACCAGGAAUUCCUCAGGGCCAACGGGAUUAACCCAGAGGACCUCAGCCAGAAGGAGUACAGUGACCUGCUCAACACCCAGGACAUGUACAACGACGACCUGAUCCACUUCUCCAAGUCGGAAAACUGCAAAGAUGUUUUCAUAGAGAAGCAGAAAGGAGAAAUCCUGGGCGUGGUGAUUGUGGAGUCUGGCUGGGGAUCCAUCCUGCCGACCGUGAUCAUAGCCAACAUGAUGCACGGUGGCCCCGCAGAGAAGUCAGGGAAGCUGAAUAUCGGGGACCAGAUUAUGUCCAUUAACGGCACCAGCCUGGUGGGCCUGCCUCUGUCCACUUGCCAGAGCAUCAUUAAGGGCUUAAAGAAUCAGUCUCGAGUCAAGCUGAAUAUUGUAAGAUGUCCUCCAGUGACCACCGUGUUAAUCAGAAGGCCAGACCUUCGCUACCAACUGGGUUUCAGUGUCCAAAAUGGAAUUAUCUGCAGCCUCAUGCGAGGUGGAAUAGCGGAGAGGGGAGGCGUCCGCGUGGGACAUCGGAUCAUCGAAAUCAACGGACAGAGCGUGGUGGCCACGCCCCAUGAGAAGAUCGUCCAUAUCCUCUCCAAUGCCGUUGGGGAGAUCCACAUGAAGACGAUGCCAGCUGCCAUGUACAGACUGCUGACGGCCCAGGAGCAGCCCGUUUACAUCUGAGCCUGCGCCCAGGCUCUCCCGCGGUGGCUUGCAUGGAGGACUCUCCUCAUCGUGGUUGUGUUUCUCGUGCUGCAUCCGUGUGUCCACUGAGACAUUGCCCUUCCCGCCCAGCAUCCGGUCUUACACAGGAAGAGAAGACUCGCGAGGACCACUUUGCUCUCUCUUUCCCCCCUUUUUUUUCUUGCUGAUACCAGGGAAGUUUCCUGUGUGCCCCUUGAGGAUAGAGAACAAGUAUCCACUGGGAUCUCCCCAAAACUAUCCUGGAGGGCCUUUGGGGGUCCUGAGGUGGCGGUCACUGCCGAAGGGAGGUCCUCUCUCUCCAGGAGGCUCAGGCCUCAUAGAAGGAACUCCGCAGGCCGCACAGACGCCGCCUUAGCAGUGCCUAAACCCAGCUGCUCAUCUCUGCUCCCCUGGAGUCACUGACGGGAAUGGUAUGAGGGGGACAUCACAUAGGAAUAAGCACAGCCCGUCUUGUGCUGGGGUCCCGUACGUUAUUUCCACCCAGAAUUUCUGAGCCAACCUUGAACCUCUUCCAUGGCUAGUUUUAGUUUCGGCUUCUAUGUAUGUUCUGCUGCGGGCUUCUCGCCGGGGUAAAAGGGGAAAUGCUGGCUCAGAGGAGGCUACCAGAGCGCCGCCAAGUCUGGUGUCUGCAGCCACGUGAAGCCUUGCCGGGUUGUCUGGCAGUUCCCAGCCAGCAGAUCACCAGGCAUAGCAGGCUCUCUGUAUAUUACACACGCAUGUGCACAGAGUCUCAUGGUGUGGAUCCUUUCCUCCCACUAGGGCCAGGCAGGCUGAAGCCUGGAGAGCCCUCAGCACCUCGCGGGGGAUCCUUGCCCUGGCUGGUUGGGCAGCAGCGCCUGGUCAGCCUUGUCCUGAGAGGGUGCUCACCCUGGCUGAGGCCUGGGCCUCCCCCACCACCUUGACUUGACUCAAGAGUGUCUUAGAGUCACACAUGCCCUCCAUGGGGGCCCUGGAACAGUGACCUGUCCCCCUAGAAGACAGUGAUGUGGGGGUCCUGGGUGCAUGUUUCCUGCCUUGAGUAGAAACUAGCCUACUUUUCUGCUCUAUCAGGCACUCGGCUGAAUAUGGUGUUUGAAAGGCCAGAAUGGCUCCAAAGAUACAAAACUAAGGGGUCCAUAGUGAUCUCAAGUGAGGCCUAGGACCCCAAACAUGUGCUAGGAGUGUCCGCGACUGCCCCGUGGUCUGAGUUUCCAGCUGCCUUGGGGAAGUCUGUUUCUAUCAGGUGCCUCACAUUUAGGAUUCCGUCUCAGUGCAGUGCAGGUAUCUUAGUAAUAUUAUUAUUAUUAUUGUUAUUAUUCUGAGCCACUUCUCACUUAUUCUUGGUCCAAAGAGCAUUUUGUUUUCAUGUGGGGUAUGGUUUGUUGUUUUGUUUUGUUUCAUUCAUGACCUCAGUAGAAACAGGGAAGAAAAACUAAUAUAUUUUGUAAUGUUAAUAAUAUAGUCCCUGUUCUCUGCAUCUAUGAUAUUUAUGUUCUGUCUGUAGAAAUAGAAAUACAGUGAGCAAAUGUUGGGUAGGAAUAUUUAUAUAGAGGAUGGAGCUAUUUGCAAGAAAGAAAAGUGAACAUACAAGGCUAGGAACGAUGAGACUGUGCCUGAGAGCAGUGUGGUCACUGCCUUGGGAUCCCUGAACCUUCCGGGUGGUCUGCACCAAUCAGAAAAGCCAAAUGUAGGAAAGGAAUAAGCAGCUGAACUCUCUGACCACAGUGCAAAAAGUUCCAAGAAGAGAGGCUGCCAGCUCCCCAUGUCCUACCUGAGAAGGGAAAGGACUGCUGCCCCUCGGUGGGGCCAGGGAGGGAGGACCCAGGACUUGUUUUAAGAACUCUUAGCAGAAUGCUAUAGAGGACCAGCCCAAGGCCAGCCUACCACCAACAUGAGGACCAGGAUCUAUGACCUAGGUUCUGUUUGCUUUUACUGAAGCAACCCAACUACAGCCUGCCUAGUAUCAGAAAUAAAUACUAAAGGGUCUUCACCCCAUCUCUCCUCUACCAAAAGAGACAGUGGAACAGGAAUAACAUGAUAUGGGUGCCAUCUCAGGCAACAGGAGCCUCCAAACUCACUGGAGGCACUCUGCCUGCCUGCUUCCAGAGUGGCUCCCAGGGUGCUCACGUAUCUGGACAGGCCCAGUGGCUGCCCGAGACUGACCAGGGACUGAAGCUUCACAAGCACAUUCCUAAACUGCAGAUAAUUAGUUAAGCUUUUCUACACCAGAGAGAGAAAAGAUACUUUCCAUUUCUACUGCAGAGAAACUUUGGAAACUACGAGAAGGGCUGUUUCCUAAGCCCUCAGAGAAGUGACAUGCCUUGGCCCCAUUGUUCCUUGUUAUAUAGAGUGGCUCCUCACACCUGGAGUGAAGGCCUUUGGAGCUUGGUAUAGGACCCUGGACUGAAGCAUACUCUCGUUUUCUAGCAUCGGCCUGUGUGUGAUUAGCCUCAGAACUGGGCUCUCAGGUGUUAGUCAUUCCAUGUCUAGAGGUCCCCAGUGGGGUCUUGUUCCCAUCUGGCAUCCCCAUAGAGAGAGACUUACAUAUGUAAAAAUCUCAGCACCCUCCAUCAUGGGGAGACUAGUCACAGCAUCCUUUCCCCACACUGCAAGGCACAAAGCCACUCCGGCCACUCAGCUGGGACAGGCUCCCAGAUUCGCCUCCCCUUCAGGGUCCAGCACCAGAACCACCCUGCCUCUGCCUUCUCCAGUGGGAGCAUUUCAGGGAGCCACCAUAAGCCUUGGGCCCAUGAGAGGAAGAAACCCCCAAGACCAAUGCCUGGAGCCCACCUCCCAAGCGACUCCUGCCUCCUGCCCCAGCGCAGCUCCUGGGGUGGAGCGCAUUCCAGGGCUCUGUGCCCUGAUGCGGGCUUGCUUUCUCAGCACUGCACAUCAACACCGGCCUUCAGGGAGCCCAGAGUAACCUACUACCUCCCCCAUUGUUCCUCCUGUCCCCGCAGCCCUGUCCAUGCCUGUGUCCCCUGCCCCUCACUGAUGAAAACACCCCCACCCAGUGGUGUAGCUGUUACCAAUGUUUACAACCAAGAGCCGCCUCUUCCUGAUGUGUGACUUGCACCUCCGCAAGGCCACUUGUUGGGCUGUCACUUCUGUCUGCUCCUUUCCUGGCUGGGGUCCACUUGAGCACACGAUUCUGAUUUUACUUCCCCUCCAUCGAGGCAUUGUGUGAGGACCAUGUGGGAAUGAAAUCUCUUGUACAUACUUAGCACAGCACCUAGAGUAUGGACUUGUGCUACCGUUCUGUAAAGGGGGUGCAAUAGAACUUAACUGUAAAGCGUUGGGAAAAGUAUAGUAUUGUAUUUGUAACAAUAUCGUUCUUUGUAUACACAGAACUCAAUGAUCUCUAUAUAUAAAUAUAAAUAAAUAUAUAAAUAAGAUAUAUCUACACGUGAGCCUGGAAUGUUGACACCACACACCCACUGAAUGUAUCUCCUCUGACAGUCUGGUCACUGGUCCCAGCCUGCCCGCCCCUCCGUACUGUGGCCACAGUUGUCUGGUUUGGGGUUGUGAUGUACUACACGUGCUAUCCUUUAUUUAACUGAACGCUAAUGUCUGUGUAAGAGUUGCUGCAACAAUAAACAAGACUUUCACCUCUUGGA
Molecule: messenger RNA, 6415 nt
Organism: Cavia porcellus (domestic guinea pig)
Lineage: Eukaryota; Metazoa; Chordata; Mammalia; Rodentia; Caviidae
Gene: Apba1
Product: amyloid beta precursor protein binding family A member 1
Exons: 13
Coding region: 285-2798 (837 amino acids)
Biological process (GO): chemical synaptic transmission
Cellular component (GO): plasma membrane; cytoplasm; dendritic spine
Molecular function (GO): protein binding; amyloid-beta binding
Source: RefSeq, a predicted model, not a curated record